AUGUUAUGUGGUGGAAUUGGUUUUGAUUCGUCCUCGUCGCAAUGCACCAUAUCUGGGAGAGCCCAAAGCCAAAACGCUAAGACCUGCCCCAGCUGUUCGUUUUACCACAAACAAUGUGGAAUAGAUUGCAACCUAAAUUACACCGACUACUUGACCAAUGAAAUUGCCAAUCCGUUUUACGCAACUCUUACCGUAUCCAGUUUCGACCCCUGUUUGGCUGCAUGCACUUCCGACAUUCAGUGCCUGGGAGUUGGCUAUGAUUCCUCUUUGACAACGGCACAGUGCCUGUUAUCAGAAAACAACUUUCCAGUGACUGUAUCUUGUAAAACGUGUAGAUUCUCUAGUAAAUCAUGUGAUAACAGCGGAUCUGUUGUAGUCAAUCCGACAACAAUGCCACAAACGACAUCAAAUGAUGUCACAACCAAAAACAGCAAUACGUCACCAAAUGACGCCACAACUCAAUACAGCAUUACGUCACCAAAUGGUGUGACAACAACAGAUAGCAACACGAUACCUAUUGAUGUCACUCAAUAUAUUAAAACUUCACCAAAUGAUGUCACAACCAAAAACAGCGAUACGUCACAAAAUAUUGGCACAACCAAUAAUACCAAUGCCUCACUAGCUGAUUCGACAACUUUAAACAGCAAUACGUCACAAAAUGAUGCAACGAUCCAAAAUAGCAGUACGUCGUCAAAUAAUGUCACUUACCAAGAUAGCAAUACGUCACUAAAUGAUGAAACAACCAAAACUAGCUUUACGUCAACCAGUGAUCUGACACCUAAUGUAAGCAACACGUUACAAAAUGAUGACACUACACCAACAGGUGUCGCGUCACCGAAAUAUGUCGAAACUGACUUGAUCUAUAUGUCAACAAAUGAUGUCACAAACAAAAUAAGCAACACGUUACCAAACGGUUUAGCAACAAAAAAUAACAGUAUGGCAGCAAUUAAUGUCACAACCCAAAAUACAGAUACAUCGCCAAAUAAUAUCAGCAUUACCUCAUUAAAUGAUGGCCCAACUCAAUUUAGUAAUUUGCUACCAAGUGAUGUCACAAUUCAAUAUAGCAAUACUUCGCCAAAUGCUAUAACAACCCAAGCUAACACUCCAUCACAAUUUGAGACUACAACUCAAAUUAUCGAAACGUCAUCAAGCGAGUUUACAACUCAAAUUAGUUUAACAUCAGUAACUGACGUUACUAUUCAAAAUGGACGUUCCUCAACUGGUGUUCUAACAACUCAAGAGACGAUCUCGCAUGAAUCUAUGACUCUCAAUAUUGACUCGUCACGAAUAACUGUAGGUGUAUAUAACUAUAAUUUAACAACAGUCCAACAACCAUCCACAACAACCAUUGCCGGAUCUAAGACAGUGACAGACUCAGUUGUCUCUAUGAGUUCAGUUUCAUACAAUGUGCAUUCGACCACAAAAUAUGUUGUUGAAAACACCUCUACCCUAUGCAUCUGCUACUGUUACGAAGAUGCUAACAAAUCAACUCUGGUGGAAUGGACAUCAGAUAUGAGGCGGAAUCUGCUGAUACCAAAAGAGACCUUAUCGUUACAAACACGCAAACUUUUCUCCGCCUCAGACCCGCGUUUUUCUUCGUAUAUAAUUGGUAUGACAGGGUUGUCCAUUUUGGUUUGUUUUGGAGUUCUUUUUCUUCUAUUUGAUGUUUCCAAACUGUUUGCAUACAUCUUUAAAAAACACGAAUCUUAA
Molecule: messenger RNA, 1710 nt
Organism: Magallana angulata
Lineage: Eukaryota; Metazoa; Mollusca; Bivalvia; Ostreida; Ostreidae
Exons: 2
Coding region: 1-1710 (569 amino acids)
Source: RefSeq, a predicted model, not a curated record